This is a messenger RNA of Haliotis rubra (blacklip abalone), 1453 nucleotides long. RefSeq names its product acyl-CoA-binding domain-containing protein 6-like. The record is from RefSeq and is a predicted model, not a curated record. The transcript is spliced from 9 exons. Gene Ontology annotation, molecular function: fatty-acyl-CoA binding; protein binding. NCBI's taxonomy places the organism in Eukaryota, Metazoa, Mollusca, Gastropoda, Lepetellida, Haliotidae. The coding region runs from base 177 to 1013 and encodes 278 amino acids.
AGACGCGAUUCCGUUUUUGUUCAAUGAUAGUUUGGUGAGGUGUCGUUUUAUCUGUAACCCACAGAUGGCUGAUCAAGUCAAAAUAUUUUUGUUCCUUACAUCCAGUGAAUGAAAUUUGCAGCACGUCCGACGAGGAUUUAGGCAGUUUUACAGCAAAUCACGUCGCUGCCACUGAAAUGCAGUUUGUGCCCAUUACAGUCUGCAGUGACGGUGUAGACGGGUCAAGGCCAUUCCAUGGAAAUGCGGCUGAAGACUGGUGUCCACUGAUGGAAGGUCACAUGGAGAAUGUGGAGGAGCUGUUCAAGUCAGCAACAAAGUUUGUCAGGACAAUAGCAGGGAAAAUAGAAAAUGAGGCACUGCUGUACUUUUAUGCAAGAUUCAAACAGGUGAAGGAAGGACCCUGCCGUGUUCCCAAACCAGGGAUGUUUGACUUCCAGGGUAAGCAGAAAUGGGAGGCAUGGAAGAAGCUGGGGACGAUGAGUCGCAAGAAAGCCAUGAUGGAGUAUGUGUCUUUCCUAUCAGACAUCCAUCCACAUUGGGAAGACAAGUCUGGCAGUAGACAAUCAGCUGGUAGUAGGCAUACCACAGGAAUGGGAAUAUGUGUGAGCACAAUGGCAAACACAGAUGAACAACUGGCUGAUCAAGACAAGACAGUGUUUGACUGGUGUAAAGAAGGAAAUACAGAAAAGGUGUGCCUUACCUUUGCCACCUAUGAUACUGGCGUGAACAAACUGGAUCCUGAGGGUCUGGCAUUGCUGCACUGGGCUAGUGACAGGGGGUACAAAGACAUGGUGGAGCUACUUCUGGUACACAAGGCUGAUGUCAAUGUCAAGGACCAGGACGGCCAGACUCCGCUGCAUUAUGCCGUGAGCUGUGAACAUGUUGAUGUGACAUCGCUGUUGUUGUCACAUGGUGCUGACGUUAACAUUAGAGACAAUGAUGGUGUUCUUCCAAUUGACUGUGCCACGGAAAACCUCAAGUCAAUGCUUCUUCAGCCUGAUACAACAACAUAGUAAAAAUACAAUCAUCAGCUACCAAUUCACAGGUCAUUGACACCAAUGGAGAGCAUCAGACUUGUACCAGCAAUCAGGGUUCCACGCCCAGUAGAAGCCCAUGCAGACUGUCAAGGUCAACCAGCAAGUGUGUGUUACUGGAUGUUGCAACAUUGUGGGUGAUCAAGGAUAACUUAGUGUCCAAUUCAUGGGACAGUUGAUGCAACUACUGAUUACAACUAUUGCAAAUAUUUUAAUAUUAAUUCAUAUGAUUCAUAUGACUUCAUUGAGCAUGAACAGCCAAUGUUUCAUGUCAUUUGUGUGCUUUUCCUAUUUUGUCUCCUCCCUUUCACUGAAGCAGUUGGUAUUUAACAUCAAAUGAAUGCUGUUUGUAUAGAGAUAUGAUUGUUCAAAUCAUUAAAUAGCCAAACAAAAUCAAUAAAGCACUUUCUGUGAAAGAA